UAACCGUAAUUAUUCAGAAGGUGCAAUUAGUUAAAAUUUAGUGCAUCAUAAAUUAAUGAGUACCAUGGAGAAACAAAAGUGGAUAAUAAGUGCAGUUACAGCACUGUAUUGUUUACUUAACUUUACACAGUUAAUAAUGGCAUGCCCAUCAUCGUGUAUUUGUAAAUGGAAAGGUGGUAAACAAACAGUUGAAUGCAUCAAUAAAGAUUUAAUUACAAUUCCAGAUGGAAUGGAUCAAGGUACCCAAGUACUUGAUUUUUCUGGAAACAAUCUUCAAACAUUGCAAAAACAUCGAUUUCAACGCAUGGACCUAAUAAACUUACAAAGAAUAUAUCUUGCGCGUUGUAAAAUUGUAAAAAUUGAUGAUCAAGCUUUCACAGGGUUAACGAAUCUGGUUGAGCUUGAUUUAUCAGAGAAUAUGAUUAGUGCAGUUCCAACAGCAACAUUCGCAGAUUACGCUUCACUAAUGCGACUUUCUCUUAACGACAAUCCCAUUAAAAUAGUUCGUAGUUAUGCAUUCCAUGAUUUAUCAUAUUUAAGCACAUUAGAAUUAAGUAAUUGCGAGAUCGAAAUUGUUGAAGAUGAAGCAUUUACGGGUCUAAAUAAUUUAGAAUGGUUAAAAUUGAAUGGUAAUCGAUUAACACAUAUUCGAGGAACCGAGAUAUUACCUGUAUCAUUGCACGGCAUUGAUUUACAUCAUAAUAGAUGGAUUUGCGAUUGUCGAUUGCUUGAUUUGCAUAAUUGGUUACUAAAUUUUAAAAUUCCACAUGCAGUUGAACCAACGUGUACACGCCCUCCGAGACUGGCCGGUCGCGUUAUUAAAUCUGUGAAUCUUGAAGAUUUAGCUUGUCUUCCUGACAUAUCUCCGACAACACUUUAUUUAGAAAUCGGUGAAGGAAAAAAUGUUUCAUUAUUAUGCAAAGUAUCUGCAAUACCGGAAGCUCAUGUAUCAUGGUGGUUUCAAGGGCAGCUUUUACAAAAUGAUACAACUAUUGCACCAGGAUACCAUUUACUAUAUUAUAUUGAAGAAGGUACUAUAGAAAAGCGUAGCGAACUUUUUAUAUAUAACACAAAUACAGAAGAUAAUGGAACAUUUAUAUGUGCGGCUGAAAAUUCAGCAGGUAAAUCAUUAUCUAACUACACGAUUCGUGUUAUUGUAAAGGAAGAACCCGUGGUUGUUGUAGUACCUUUUCCCAUAGAGUAUUUUGUUGCCAUAGCCUCAGGUGCUUCUGCAUUGGCGUUGUUAAUUGUUAUUGGUAUCAUAAUGGCAAUACUAAAAUGCAGACGUAAUCGUCAAGCAAAGAAAAAGAAGGACUGUGGUAAGGAAGUUGCAUUACAAGGCCAACAAAAUAUGAAUAAAUGUGCCGUUUUGUGUGAAAAUGCAGAACCAAUGACUGAGCCUAUUAAAUUAAAUGGUGGUGUCAGUGAUCGGCAACCAGAUAAUAACACAUUACUAUAUGCUUCUCUAGCCAGUGGGACGCUUAUGAUUGGUGAUGUAUCUACGGUUAGUGUGGUAAAACAAUACAGAAGUCCACCAUCGGUUAAAAAUUUUUCCAAUGAACAAAAUCCAGAUUUAAUUAAUGAUACAGAAAGUGUUGGUAAAGGUAGACGCCGUGAAGGAGAAGCAGAAGAAACAGAUAUAGGUGAUAAUAGUGGUCAUAAUAGUUACCAAGAAGCGAUGGAUAAUAUAAUCGACGAAUUUGAAGCAAAGAAUGCAAACAAGCCACCCUCAAGGCGAGUGCAGUGGCAAGAUACCACGGUAAUGUACACUGGCGGAAUAGCAACACUUCCGCGUGGUGGCAGUCAUGAGUUAUAUCAGCAUUCAGCAGAUGUACACUUAAAUCCGGGCUGUUUUAUGGACAACGAAGGUUAUCCAAUUGAUUAUGGAUUGCCUAAACGAACAGUACUGCCGAUACAACCAACUGCAAAUCCGGCUGCAAAUAAUUGUUUUUAUAGAACCUUACCCCACAAUAGGAGUAAAUUAAAUACUGCAGCUUCUCCAAAUGUACGUUAUUCCAGAGAAGCAGAAUUUUUAUCAAGAUCUGCACAACCAGCUCCAUAUGAACAUUAUAAUCCUUCAACAGAUGUCAGGUAUACAGCUGAAGGAUAUCCUUGCUCAAAACCAAUCCAAAAUGUAUACUCUACAAACCCUGGCGCGACACAAUACUCAGAAAACGGUACGUUCAUUCCAUCACCACCAGAAGGAUAUAAAUCAAAUGACUUACCAACAUGUCACAGUCCACCUAAAGAAAAUCAACGGCCUCCACAAUGGCCUCCGUGUAUACCCCCAAGUGGUUUUGAACCACAAAUGCAAUCUGUAAGACCAGUGCCUCCAACAAGACGAUGUAGUGUUGGAGCUCAAACAGAAUCUGCAGAGCCUAAGAAUGAAACAUUGAGAACACAUAAACCUGGAAUCGGCAUUGUAAAUACACAUCAUGUUCAUGAGGUACUAACCGAGAGUCCCGAUGAAGGAUAUGUAGGUGAUAGUAACGAUGUAACAGAAAUUUGACGAAGGUCUUCGUUAGUUACGAAAUCUGUUGGGCCAGAUGGUGAUCAAAACAGUUCAACAGUGUCGUCUCCACAACAUAUUACAGUUCAUAGUGGUGGUGAGAGCCACCCAUUAAACUGAAAUAAAUUAAUAUUAAAAUGACUGACCAGGGUAUAGUUCUGUAUGUUUGAACAAUUUUUUGAAAGCAAUAUUAAAACUUUUAUACAAAUAAAUACGAAAAUUUACAACAAAUAAUUAUUUAUAACAAGAAUAAUAUCAAGAAAAUUAUUAUAGUAGUUACAACCUUGAAGAAAGUAUU
This is a messenger RNA of Chrysoperla carnea, 2807 nucleotides long. RefSeq lists its product as uncharacterized. The record is from RefSeq and is a predicted model, not a curated record. The transcript has a single exon. Bases 56 to 2509 code for a protein of 817 amino acids. NCBI's taxonomy places the organism in Eukaryota, Metazoa, Arthropoda, Insecta, Neuroptera, Chrysopidae. Gene Ontology annotation, molecular function: protein binding.